GCAGUCAGCCAUUUUCUCUAUCGGAUGAUACUUGCAGUUAUUUCCUAGUUACAAGUUACAAUGUUUUAAAUACAUAUGUGCCUAAUCUUUAAGUUUCUUUCAUUAAUUUCUAUUUUUUUCUUCAUGUAUCUCAUUUGUCACUCAUUUCGCAAUCAAAGAUUAUCGUCACAUUAAAAACAGAAGAUAAAUCUGAUCAUCUACUCCGAUGUGAAAUUUUGCAAUCUGAAAUAGAUAAAUCGUUAUCAUUGAAUUUAUUUUAUUUUAUUUAAUUUUAUUUUAUUAUAAUAUUUUUUAUGUAAUUAUAAAAUUAUUUUUAUAAAUUUAAUUUUCUACAAAGAAAGAAUCAUGAGUCUUAAAUUGUACUAUGAUUUAUUAUCACAACCAAGUAGAACACUUUAUAUAUUUUUAAAAAUUUGUGAUAUACCAUUUGAAGCAAAAUUAAUAAAUUUAGCAAAAGGUGAACAAUUUAUAUCAAAGUAUCAAAAUAUUCAUCCCUUUCAAAAAGUACCAGCUAUUGAACACAAUGGUUUUAAUAUGAUAGAAAGCGUUGCAAUUUUGAGAUAUAUCUGUAGAGAAUUUAACAUAGCUGAUCAUUGGUAUCCUAAAGACUCAAAACUUCAACUUAGAGUUGAUGAAUAUCUUGAAUGGCAUCAUUUAAAUACCAGACUACAUUGUAGUAUGUAUUUUCUUAAGAAGUUUUUAAUACCAAAAUUAAGUGGACAAGAAACAACAGUGACACAAGAAAACAUUAUGAAAUAUGAAAAAAAUAUGAUUAAAAUACUUGAUGUUUUAGAAAAUGUUUGGUUAAAAGACAAAAUUUUUUUAACUGGUUCUGAAAUUAGUAUUGCUGAUAUUCUUGCAGCAUGUGAAGUGGAGCAAGUUCGAAUAGUUGGAUAUAAUCUCCAAGAAAAUCGACCUCAUAUAGCUGCAUGGAUGAAAUAUGUUGAAAAUAAAACAAGUCCUUAUUAUCAAGAAGCACAUAUAUUUUUAAACAAGCUUGCAACUAAGACAAAACAAGAUGUAAAGAGCAAGAUUUAAGAUUUUAUUCAUCAUAUAUGUAUUAGAUGGGUAUAGCAAUUUGAUUUUAUAUAAUAUAAUAUUUUUAAUAUUUUCAUUUUUUUUGUUUAUAUUUUUAUAUUUACUACUGUUCAUUUAAGAGUAUCAUUUACAUAAAGAUUUAUAUCAUUGAGUA
Molecule: messenger RNA, 1192 nt
Organism: Apis mellifera (honey bee)
Lineage: Eukaryota; Metazoa; Arthropoda; Insecta; Hymenoptera; Apidae
Product: glutathione S-transferase theta-3
Exons: 5
Coding region: 346-1038 (230 amino acids)
Biological process (GO): glutathione metabolic process
Cellular component (GO): cytoplasm
Molecular function (GO): glutathione transferase activity
Source: RefSeq, a predicted model, not a curated record